AACUGAUGACUGCAAGAUUCAUGUGCUUUGCGUACCCUUUGCCAUAGCUACCUACCUGACCUUACAGGUACAUGCACGGCUUUUAAUAAGGUCCCCUAACAGUACACCUAGAUCUACCCACGGCAAGUCGUAGCUGCUGCUCUCUCUCUCUCCCCUCACCCUUCCCUCGUACAACUCACCACCAAGAUGCCCGUCACCCAGUUCAGCCUGCCUGAAAAGUACAAAUAUCAGAACGGAUUCGGCUGCUAUCAUGAAACUGAAGCCGUAGAGGGCGCUCUGCCUGUUGGCGCCAAUAACCCGCAGAAACCUCCAUAUGGCCUCUACAACGAGAAGCUCUCCGGCACCGCCUUCACGGCGCCUCGCCACGAGAACAAGCAGACCUGGCUCUACCGCAUCUUGCCUGCUAGCGCACACUCCAACUUCGAACCACGAGAGAGCUCCUCGUACGACCUCAACCCUGGCGGCUUACGAGACGCAAAGUGGCACCAGAUUCCGAAUCAACUUCGAUGGGAUCCCUUUGAUCUAGACGAGACGGUGGACUGGGUGCACAGCUUGAAACUGGUUGCUGGAGCAGGUGACCCGACGAUGAAGAGCGGCCUAGGCAUACUCAUAUACGCCGCUGGAAAGGACAUGGACGAGAAGCACGCUUUCUACACUGCGGAUGGCGAUCUCUUGAUCGUACCGCAACACGGAGCACUAGAUAUACAGACUGAGCUCGGUAGACUCCUCGUCAGACCGAACGAGAUUGCCGUGAUACCUCGAGGCAUUCGACAUCGCAUAACCCUGCCAGAAGGCCCGGUUCGAGGCUAUGUUCUGGAGCUAUAUCAGGGACAUUUCGAGCUGCCUGAGCUUGGGCCCAUUGGAUCUAACGGUCUGGCUAAUGCACGAGACUUCCAAGCCCCUGUGGCAGCCUUCGAUGAAGAUACCGAGAGCGAAUACACGCUGUUUGCGAAGUUUUCCGGCACGCUUUUCGCGGCCAAGCAGAAUCACACUCCAUUUGAUGUUGUUGCAUGGCAUGGCAAUUACUAUCCUUACAAGUACGACCUCGGACGAUUCAACACGAUCGGGUCCAUUUCAUACGACCACCCCGACCCGAGCAUCUUCACAGUUCUGACCGCCCAGUCCGAUCAUGCCGGCACUGCGAUCGCGGACUUUGUGAUCUUCCCCCCACGAUGGCUUGUAGCAGAAGAUACGUUCAGACCACCGUGGUAUCACCGUAACACCAUGUCUGAGUUCAUGGGCCUCAUCCAUGGACAGUACGAUGCGAAGACCGGUGGCGGCUUUCAGCCUGCAGGUGCUUCUCUGCACAAUGUCAUGAGUGCUCACGGACCAGAUGCAUCGACGCAUGAGAAGGCCAGUAACCUUGAGCUCAAGCCAGCCAAGGUUGGUGACAACAGUAUGGCUUUCAUGUUUGAAUCGUGCCUGAUGGUUGGUGUGACGGAGUGGGGUUUAAAGCAAUGUCAAAAAGUGCAGGACAAUUACAAUGCUGAGUCGUGGGAGCCUUUGAAAGCUCACUUCAAUAGGAAGGCGAGCGUACCCAAGCCUGACGCCAAUGGAUCCCAGGAGGCAAACCAGCAAGCUUUACCACACUAUUCGUAGCGUGAUAUAUGAUAACUCUAAGGGACAUGUUCUAGAAAGUGCGGAUACUGCCAAAGCGUUUUUGCGUUUUUGUACACUUACACGCGCCAUCCACGGCUGUAUAUAUACCAUAUUCUUAUUCUCCUCUUUC
Molecule: messenger RNA, 1729 nt
Organism: Sphaerulina musiva SO2202
Lineage: Eukaryota; Fungi; Ascomycota; Dothideomycetes; Mycosphaerellales; Mycosphaerellaceae
Product: homogentisate 1,2-dioxygenase
Exons: 1
Coding region: 187-1599 (470 amino acids)
Biological process (GO): L-phenylalanine catabolic process
Cellular component (GO): cytoplasm
Molecular function (GO): homogentisate 1,2-dioxygenase activity
Source: RefSeq, a predicted model, not a curated record